AUUUCCUCCCUCUUCCGUCUUUACCCCUUUCAAGUCAUACGUUGUGCGUGGAUGCAUAUUUUUGAUAUGAUUAGUUUUAAUUUGAAUUAAAAUGACUUAUUUAAAAUCCUGGGAAGAAUUCGAAAAAGCUGCCGAAAAAUUGUACCUUCAGGCACCAUCAAAAGCACGAUACACGAUGAAAUACGUGCAUUCAAAAAAUGUAUUAGUUUUAAAAAUGACAGAUGAUGUAGUGUGUUUACAAUUUAAAACGGAAAUAGCUCAAGAUGUACGAAAAAUAGAUAAAUUUAUCAACAAUUUAAUGCGACAUAUGGCAUCUAAAGAACACUAACAUAACCUCAAAUGUCAACAUAUGCAAUAUUAUUAUUGUGAGGUAUGUCUUUAAGCAUUUUUAUUUUUGUUACAAUGCAUUGGAAAAUAAUAAAAAUCAUUCAGUUA
Messenger RNA from Tribolium madens (black flour beetle), 435 nucleotides. It is a transcript of the gene Srp9, whose product is annotated as signal recognition particle 9 kDa protein. NCBI's taxonomy places the organism in Eukaryota, Metazoa, Arthropoda, Insecta, Coleoptera, Tenebrionidae. Gene Ontology annotation, biological process: negative regulation of translational elongation; SRP-dependent cotranslational protein targeting to membrane. The record is from RefSeq and is a predicted model, not a curated record. The transcript has 2 exons. Gene Ontology annotation, cellular component: signal recognition particle, endoplasmic reticulum targeting. Gene Ontology annotation, molecular function: 7S RNA binding. The coding region runs from base 92 to 328 and encodes 78 amino acids.